Cotesia congregata is the source of this 645-nucleotide messenger RNA. NCBI's taxonomy places the organism in Eukaryota, Metazoa, Arthropoda, Insecta, Hymenoptera, Braconidae. The record is from the annotation of a GenBank genome assembly.
AUGGCAUACGCUUAUUUGUUCAAGUACAUUAUAAUCGGCGAUACAGGAGUUGGUAAAUCAUGUCUUUUGUUACAAUUCACUGACAAACGUUUCCAGCCAGUCCAUGACUUGACAAUUGGAGUUGAAUUUGGAGCUCGUAUGAUUACUAUUGAUGGCAAACAGAUUAAAUUACAAAUUUGGGAUACGGCAGGACAAGAAGCUUUCCGUUCAAUAACAAGAUCAUACUACCGCGGAGCAGCUGGUGCAUUGUUAGUAUAUGACAUCACACGCCGUGAGACAUUCAAUCACUUAACAACCUGGUUGGAAGACGCGCGACAGCAUUCGAAUUCCAACAUGGUGAUAAUGCUGAUCGGGAACAAAAGCGACCUCGACGCCCGGAGAGAAGUCCGCCGAGAAGAGGGUGAGGCGUUUGCCCGUGAGCACGGAUUAGUUUUUAUGGAAACCAGUGCCAAGACAGCUGCUAAUGUCGAAGAGGCUUUCAUAAACACGGCCAAAGAGAUUUACGAAAAAAUACAGGAGGGUGUCUUUGACAUCAACAAUGAGGCCAACGGAAUAAAAAUUGGACCACAGCAUUCCCCGACCAACCCCGGAGGUCUAUCUGGAACCGGCGGUCAAGGUAAUGCACCAGGCGGUGGUUGUUGCUAG